AGGAUUUAACAAUUAGAUGGCGGAAAUUCUUGGAACGCUGGGAAUUAACGGCCAACUGGGCAAGGCGUUGUUAUACGAACUUCUGGGGCAGAUAGCAAAAGAUAACAGUGCAAGUUCUUCAAUAACUGAUCAAAGUUUGCCACUUUGUAAAUCGGUUCCUAUCUCGCCAAGUGAUGCCAUACCAUCUGUAGAGGUAAAAUUACAAAUAAAAUUGCUUGGUGAAAUAAAUGUAUUUAAACUUUGCCUGGUACAUACAAAUGCGUUUUUUACAAAUAACUUAUUACAGACAUGGAAAUAGACUUGGAUAGUCCGAGUCGCAAAGCGUCGAGAUCGAGCGCGCAGCUUGCGAGGUAUUCUAUCUUGCGCGCUUGAUCCCUCGGACUCUUAGAGACGGACUUGAUCCAAGUCUAAUAUGAAAACUGACACAAACAAUAAAGGCACAAACACAGACACAAGAGGCCGGGCAACUACAGCGGCAAAGCCAAAUAACUGUGGACCAGUCCCUCAAUGUAUAUUGUAUAAAUGGAAACUACUGUAUGGCUUGUAAAGAUCAAUUGCACUGAUGCGGGCUUAUGGAUCGAAAAGCUUUUCCAAGGUGCGAUGUUAUCGACGACUAAAAAUCAGGUGUGUGAUAAAAGUUGUCGAUAAAAAAUUUGUUAAGUUUUUAAUAGUCCACUACAAAUGGAACCCAUUUUUGAAAGGAAAAUUUGACUUUUUGUCGACAAAUCAAUAUUGUCGACAAAGGCGUUUUUCCUGUCUGUGGGUAGUAGCUAUAUCGCACAAAAUGAAUAGUCGACAAAUAAACGUUGUUGAUAAAAAAUUCGACAACAAAUCACUCCAGUCUGUGGAGGCCCUUGGUCUUUAAAAUGAAGUACAUAAAUUACAGGUUUCUGAAAGGUAAUCAUUCAGUAACCUGAAACUACAAGUUAGAACGAGAAAGACGACAAUUGCAUACAAAACACUAAAAUCGACUCCACCAUUCCUUAGUCCUAUCAGUCCAGUCAUGUUUCAUGCCAAUGUCGACGUACCUAUCUAUAUACCGUUACGUAUACAGUUUUGAAUAUACCUGCAUGGGCUUAAGCCUGUUUUCCACUUCAACCGUAUCGUAACGUACCGUAGCAUUUUCUUUUGUGUCGAAGUCAUUAGUUCCACUCUAGUGGUCAGAAAACAAAGAAAUACGCUACGCUUGGCUACGAUUGAAGUGGAAAACUGGCUUUAGGCCCGUUUUAAACGUCGAAUUUCGGUCGCGUCGAAUGCAAUUCAAACAAUAGAUAAUGAAACUUAAUGAGGUUUAUCAUCUCAUUAUCUAUUGUCUUAAUUGCAUUCGACGCGACCAAAAUUCGACGUGUAAAACAGGCCUUAGUAAGGUCCUAUGCAUGGCCGUCUAUUGAAAAGUGGGCGUCGAAAUUCAAAAGUACAUAGGUCGUCCAUACCAUGCAUGUUCAGACUGCAUCAAUGUGUGCCCAAAUGUGAAAGUUUGCAUGAUCAUGGCAGUAGCCGUAGGACGUGUCACAAUCACAUGGUGUUUGCUGUGUUAGUUCCAAAUCAGUUGGCCGAUUUGGCAAGUAAAGACACUGUAGCAUAUCCUUGUAGAUUUAUGUCCGUGUCGUGCUCUUCGAGAGGUGCAAGUUUAUGACACACUAGCUCGUUUUUCUGGGCGCUUAUAACUCUUAUCAGCAUAAGGCUAUUUUGGCAAAAGAAGGAGCUUAUAUUACUCGGAGUCAACUUGUGACUUAGAUGCCUACUGCGUAGAUCAAGCCACAAGCCGCAACAUUUGAAGGAUGUAAACAAGUGAUAUGUCUGAAAUCGCGGAAAUGUGAAUGUAGGAUGCGAUAAUAUAAAUUAAAAAAGAAACUAUAACAUAUGUACGUUUUAAUGGUUAUUGUUGAGGCUAAAUCAAACAAAAAUGUAUAUCAUAGGCAAUUUUAAUGCAAUCUCCAUUACCGACAUUUCGCUUGUUUGUGUCAUACCUACAAUCCUGACAUGAAUUAUAUACUGUAGACAGCGCGUGCGUUUAUAAAAACACCCAGGGCCCUGGAAAUACCUGUCUUGCCCAAUCAUAUCCUUGCAAAAACAGCAAUUUCAACUUUUCCCUCCCCCCGUUCAAUGUUGAAAGCUUAUAAAAUGGUUAGGUGAAAACUUUGCGAAACUAGAGGGCACUCAGAGACUGCAUACCUCCGCCCUACUCGAAAGUGAAAAAAGCGCAAACUAUUGAAGUAAUAUUACUAUUGUUAUUAGAAUUUGAAUGGCUGGUGCAUAGAUUAUACACGUCCUAAUUACUCAUUCAGUAAGUUUUAUUUAAUUGACCGGGAAAAUCAAGACAAACUUUUGUUAUUUCUCAUUCAAUUUCUAACCAAAUUCAACCAAAUUUUAAUCAGUUCUUCCUUAGGCCCGGUUUAGACGGCGAACUUUUCAUGCGCCGAAUCUAAUGCAAGGAUUAAGUGCGACGUUGGAGCGGCGUCUAAAUCAAUUAAGUUCGGCAGGUUUUGAUUAAGUUCGACACGACUCGAAGAUGCGACACAGGUUCGACAUUGAUUUAGACGCCGUGCUUUUCAUGCGCCGAACCUAAUGCAUAAUUAUUUUUUAACAUAAUAUGAUUAUCAUAUAUUUGCAUUGUAAAUAUUUCCAAUAUAAUGUCUUCGCAAUUUGGUACGGUGCAAUUAAGUUCGACGUCUAAAUCAGUUUCCCAUAUUUUGCCGUAUCUACGACAAUUAGAUUCGGCGCAUGAGAAGUUCGCCGUCUAAACCGGGCCUUAGCCGAUGGGAAAUACAUUCAAAAAAUUUCGUAUGAAUAUGUUUGGUAUUUCUUGAGUUAUCGGGCUCACAGACAAACACACACACACACACACACAUACACACACAUGCACAUGCAUACACACACAUGCACAUACACACACAUAUACAAACCCAGAUGAUUACAUAACCUCCUGGCGGAGGUAAAAACCCAGAUGAUUACAUAACCUCCUGGCGGAGGUAAUAAGGUCAAGACCAACAUUGCAUAUUUAGACCGGGGGGUCAAAAGAUACCAAAAUAUUUGGCAUGAAUUUUGUAAUACUUUAAUGAACCUCAUCUGAUAUUUGUUAACCCUAAUAUUUUUUAUCCAUAAUUAUAGUAUAUUGCUCUAUGAAAUUGUCAAGUAUAAAUAAAGUCGAAAUACAUAAAUAAUCAUGAAAUAACAAGUGUCUUGAUAAAGAUAGAAUGAAAAGUCUCGUCGUCUAUAAAACGCUGAAAGGCGUGACGCUAUAUUUUAUGUAUCACUCACAACCGAUGAAUUGUAUUCAGCACUUGAAAAGUUCGACGUUUCAACCGGACUUUAAUUAAGUAUUUGUUACCAUAGCUUUCAAGUACUGUAGUUAAACAAUAAACGGCAGCUCAAAGACAAAGAAACUUUAUUUGUUGUAUGUAUUAUCUGAAAUACACGUCUCUGGAUGCAGGAAAUAGCGUUCUUUGAGCGGGUUUCGAAUUACAGUUGGAAUGCGAAUUUAAUACGGCGCGCGAAAUGCACGUUUCAAGAAAUGCACAAUAUUAUAUCACUCGAAUAAGUUGCGAUUGAGCGAAUAUGGCUACAACGCGAAUUGAAACUUAAUCAAUUGAACUAUCCGUGUGCAACCAUCUGUGCUAAAAUUAUUCAAAGAAGAUAGCGUGGAAUGAGGCAUUAAUAAUACAAAUUUGCCACGCAAACAACGCCUGUUUUUGUUUUGACCAACCAUCGAAGAAUAUGGCAGAUUCACUUCCCGAUUCAAACGAAUCAUUUGCUCUGUAUUAUCAAACGUAUGGAGGCGACAGACAGGACGAAAGCUGCCCGAUUUUGGUCAUUCAUGGUUUAUUAGGAUCCACUGUACACUGGCAUGCAUUUUGCAAGUCUUACAGUGAACUAACAGGAAGAAAGGUAAGGUUAUAUACAGAUUGCAUGUAGAAGGGUUUUGUCGAUACAAAUAUUGAGACAGUGUGAAUUUUCUUAUACAUAUAAGCAGGAACAGUUUUGAAAAUGCAACUAUAGGCCCUCUGGCAUAGAAUUUCCAUCUAUGAAGCCAUCCUAAAAUAAUAUAUGCAUUAGGGGCCAUUCACAAAGGAUGUCCGGCCAAAUGAUGGAUUUUCAGACCCCCCCCUCCCCCCCUUGUCCGGCAUUGUCCGAAUUAGUGACCCCUCCCCCCGGACAUCCGCCAUGCCUCGCAAAAACUCACGCAACCUUGUAUAUAUCAAGAGUAAAAAACUUUUUUUACUUUUAGAACUUUUUUUAUAACUGUAAAUGUGAACACAAAAACAUAUAAAUUACUAGUUAAAACAAAAUCUAGUGUUAACCGCAUAGUCAAAAUGCCAAUUUCACAAUGGGAAGGACUGCUCAAAAUAGAGGGGAAAAGAAAUUUGUUUUUGAAUUUUUUUAAAUUUCGGACAUCUGGAUGGCUAAAAAUCCCCCCCUCCCCCCCUAUGUCCGAGUUUGUCCUGAUUUUCCAAACCCCCCUCCCCCCCUCGGCUCGGACAUCCUUUGUGAAUGGCCCCUUACUAGUUUUCCUAGAAUAUCAAUUGAGUUUGGGGGAUUAAGAAUUUUCUCCAUACUUCGGUUUCUAGCAGAAUAUUAAAGUGUCUUAAUGGGUUCUUUGACUUUGGACGCUAAUUGCCAGCUUGAACCACCUAAUAUUGUCCACUGAAAAGUUGGAUAUAUUUGACAAUUACUGUAUGGUUGGUAUAAUGUUGACUGAUGUUGCAGGUCUUUAUUCUCUAUUCUGAUCGAAUAUCAUGAGUCAACAUGAUUUGAAUGGAAGUAAAAAUACGGGGGGGGGGGAAUCUGUUGUUCAAAUCUAGACCCUCAAUAUAUGUUUGCAACCUGAAUGAAUCUUUCCUUGUGUCAAGGACAAAGAAAUAAUUUGCACUUCUGAUAGCACUCGUCCAUGGCGCGUAAAUUAAGAAAUCUUGCUGUUCACAUCUAUGAAAGGAGUCAAAGGACUGUACUGUUGAUUUGCUUUAUCGUUUGUUCACGUCUGUGAAAAGACUAUACUGCUGAUUUGCUCUGCGGAACACUCGCUGAAAGGAAUCUAUAACGCCCAAAUUAUACAUUUGUUCACAGUUGGCAACAAAUUGGAAGCGAUUCAAAUCAAUUGUAAAUGUCAAAUUUUCCAGACUAGGACCCCUGCGGAUAAAUGAAGGAAUGAUUUUUUUAUCAAAUUGCCACAAAUAAUUACAUAAUAAAACAAAAUUUAUUACAGAAGUAAUAUUAGAAAAAGAAAAUUGAAGAUUGUGACGAGAUAGUCCAACUCAACUAGAAGCCAAGGCUUAUUAUUUGCUAGACUACCUCAUGUCAAAUAUUAUUGAAUUAGUUACCUAAAUAUGAAGUAGAAUGGUGACCAGUAAUAUCAAAAGGAAAAUAAUAUACAAAUGCACAUAUAAAAUAAAAAAUAAGAAGAUAUUUAGAUGUCCAUGCCUAAUUAAUUUGAUUAUAAUAUAAUAUAAUACAAUACUGAACAUAUUUAGACAAUGUAUCAAAAAUUAAAUGCUUUUUAAGUUUACAUUGGAAGGAAUAGGCAGACAUGGCGUUCCGUAUGUUCGGGACCAAGGAGUUGAAAAAUAGAGGGACUUGAUAAUAGACGGAAAAUUAUCGUAAUUUUGUUCUACAGAAUGAUAUUUUAAAAUUAGAUUCGAACUUCUGGUAUUACGAACACAUCUUGUUAAUAAUAAUUUCGGAUUUUUACUUGUGUGUGAAAAUGAACGAAAGCCACACCUUUAUUUACUAACUUGUGAACCUUUCUAACACAGAUCAUCUCCGUUGAUUGUCGUAAUCACGGUCAAAGUCCUCGUAGCCAUCUCAUGACGCACCCAUUGAUGGCCGGUGACAUUGCUGAAACCUUGAAGCACUUGAACAUCUCUAGAGCUGUUCUAAUUGGUCACAGUAUGGGUGGUAAAGUAGCCAUGGAAUUAGCACUGAGCAUGCCCGAUAGCGUUGAGAAAUUGAUAGUAGAGGACAUACCCCCUAUGGUUGCACCUGCACCGUUGAUCGCUGGGAUUUUAUCUGCAAUGUUAAAUUUGGAUUUCACUCAAGUAAAAAACAGUAACGAUGCUGAUGGUUUGUUGCGAGAAUCAAUUCCAGUGAGUGUAGUGAUCAAUAUACAGUCAAUCUUUAUUAUAACCACCCUGCAUUGCAACAAAAGUUAUCUUUUGUUGCUACAGUAUUUCCCUUUAAUAUCCAUAUUGCCCAUGCAGUAUCCAAACUUCCAACCGAUAUUCCAUGCACUCAGUUCUCAGCCCAAAUGCUUGCAACAAAUGCUUGCUACGCAGGUUGUAUUCGACAUAUAUGUCUGUUUUGUCAGGCUGAAAUGUACGCACAAUAAUCGGCGCGAAGGUUUUCCGUAGUAGUUCCCUUGCUUCGUGACGAAACUCUUUACUGUUUAUGAAAUGAAAUUUUACCCCCCAUUUUUUAUUGCAUCUCUUGAAUGCAUCUUGAAAAUAAUGAAGAAUGGUGGUGCAGUUAAUUCAUAUCCUUCUCAUCACCGCGUAGCCUAUUUAUUCCUAUUACGACGAUUUUAAUGCGCGCCGCUCUUCCUUUAAUUAUUUGACAGGUCUCUAAGCAGAAUCGCCCAAUUUUUAAGUGCAAUCUCCCGAUUUUUACCUACAAACUGCCCGACCAAAAAAGUAUUGGGAGUGCAUCCCUUCCUCCUACACCUAUGCAAGAAAGAAAAAAGUUAUGAUAGACAGUUUGUUUGGCAAAGUAUUUUUAUUAUAUGUAGUCAUUUUGAAUUUCCUUUAAAACGCAGUAUAAAAAUAUGGUGGGAAAUUUUGAUGCGGGUGUAUAAGCACUUUAAGAAAGCGGGUUGCUAACUUUGACAUUUUCUUGCUAACUUUGACAUUUUCUUGCUUAGCAUGAUGUUAUCCGUGCCCAUGUGCUCACAACUUUACACGAAGAUGUGGAGGGAAAGUUUCAAUGGCUUGCAGAUAUUAAAAAUGUGCUGGAAAAUCUUAAAUCGCUUGUAGAAGGGAAUGAGUCCGCGAUUGAAUUGAAAGGAAGGACACCUUACACGGGCGAAACUCUGUUCAUCGCAGGAGGGGAGUCACAGGAUCUCAAGUAGGAAAAAUAUAUUUUGAGAUUGAACGGUCUUGUUGCUCAUUAAAUGAUUUAUUAUAUGCAUUGUAGUCAAUAUACGUGUCUUCUGAUUGGCCAAUAGCUUACAGCGAAAUAAGGAAAUCACGCAACCUACACUAGCUACACAUAGUUAAACAUAAGAUGCUACCAAAUUAUUUAACGGACGUUUUUACCAACACGAGUGAAACACAUGAUUACAUUACGAGACAGAGCGAAUUUAGUUUCGCAUUAGCCUACCUAUGCCUAAUACAAAUGAUAUGAAAAAGGCUUUUGCCUACAGAGGAGCUGGGACUUGGAAUAACCUUCCCGUUGACUUAAAAUCCACAAGAAGUACUGUAUCUCUGGCUUUAAAACUAAACUUUCUUGUAUGUAGUUGUAUAUAGUAUAUUUAGUUUGAAUUUAAUCUUUAUAUAUUUUAAUUAGUGUAUACGGCCUAUUGGAAAGUAGCCCGCGUGCAGGCCCAAGGGAAGAAUAGUGGGCCUGCAAGCAAGGCCCGGUAUUUUGUACUUUCCGCGUUCGCCCACGAACGCGACAUUCUGAUUGGCUGUUUGCUGCUGGAUUAUAUAAUUAGAUCAGUGAUUCAUCACAAAGAUUCUCGAUAAGCUUAAAAUUCGAAAAUUGAUCACUUUUUUCGAUUAAAAAUGGAACAAGAACAGACUGUUUGUUUACUUGAAGGAAGAGAUGUUUUUGCCGUUAUGCCAAUGGGGAUUGCUUGUCGUGAAGUGUUGGAAUAGCAACAUUAGUGUCAUUACGACUGGGGUAAACUAUAGUAACCUUUACCCGAGUUUCAUUAAUAUUUUCAAACAGACUUGAUACGUUAUAUCUUCCUCAAGAAAAUUAUCUUUUGGUUGAUGUUGACUCUGUUCUUGCACUGAAGAAAACAGCGCUUUUCGCGGUGAAGAUUUAGAGACAGUUGCAUGUAAGCCUAUUCGAAACACUUUGCGAUUUGCAAGGCUUCGCUGAGAGAGCGAAACAGAAGACGGUAAUUGCCGUUUGAAAGAAACGGUCAGGACUCUGAACGCUCUCUUCUGUUGUAGAGUUCUUUACCAAAUGAAAUAACUGAAAUUAAUUUCGUACUUUCCGCCGCCAACAAGAAUUGCAUACACGAUCUGACAAGUGAGACAAUUUAUUUAUAACAAUGGCGACAACGAACCACACAUUAAUGCAAAUGUGGUCGCACGACUUCCCUCACGAUUUGAAGUUUGAGACUGGUUUUCUGUUGAAAUUCGUCCUAAUUUGCCUGUUCCGAUUUUAGUUGAAAAUGAGCACUUGCAAAUUCAGCAAUUACUGACUACGUUGCUUGCCGUUUUUUGGAGUUAAAACACAGCCAUUUACACAUUGUUUCUAUUUUGAAUAUUAAAGCAGAGAAAACCCCGCAACAUUUUAAUGCGAGUUUGUUUGUUACUAUUUGGGUUGCUGUCAUUGGUUCUUUUUUGACAAUUGACGCGCGAAUGGGGCGUGUUAUGAAAAGGGGCGUUUUACAAAAUACCGGGCCUUGCUUGCAGGCCCACUAUUCUUCCCUUGGGCCUGCACGCGGGCUAAUUGGAAAGAUCCCCCCAUCCCCUUUUUUUUCUUUGUAAAUAUUUUGGUGAAUUAGUACCGUUGUUAAUAAAGUUCAAUCUGCUGGCAUAAUAAAAUGUAUAAUAUAAUUUUUGUUUCCCAUAAGCUCCCUAUUGUACCGUACACAAACACAGACGAACUAUGUUUCCUUCGCCCAACUUCGUCCUAACGUAUCGUCUGUCUUUUGUAUGAAAUGGGCCAUUUUACACUUGAAUCUCCCCUUGACAAUUUUUAUUUCUUUUCAGAAAUGCUGACAUGAACGAAAUCAGAAAGCUUUUUCCGAAAGCAGAUAGAGAAGUUAUUCCUGGUGCAAGUCAUUUUGUUCACACAGAUAAACCUCAAGAAUUCUUAGAAAUUGUUCACAAAUUUCUUAGAUAAUUUGCUGUGAAUGCUAAAAGUCAAUUGAUUUGUUAUGAAAUAAAUUGUACCUAUAUAGAUAUAUUCUUUUAAAAGGUCGUACAAAUAUUUUAUUUUAAGCCUGUUUUGUAGACGGUGUAAAGUUUACAUUGAACUGAAAUCAAAUGGUACUCAAUUAUUGCUUAUUCAAAAAUAUGUCGGGCUUUUCAGAUUAAUUUACAAAAAAAUAUAAAACCUAUAUAAUUAUUUACAUGAUAAAAAUUAAUUAAG
Paramuricea clavata is the source of this 9258-nucleotide messenger RNA. NCBI's taxonomy places the organism in Eukaryota, Metazoa, Cnidaria, Anthozoa, Malacalcyonacea, Plexauridae. The record is from the annotation of a GenBank genome assembly.